CAGGCACCUACUUACUCCUAAGUUAACACUGGGCAGCCGGUGUAUAGAAAGAUACCCAACGUUUCGCCCGUGCCAGGAUCAGUCUCUGGACCCUUAGUAUGUUAGCUGACGACGAUAUCAAGCCAGGAACAUCCGCAAGAAAUCUCAAAAGCGGUAAAUACGAUUAUCCCACAAUCUAAAAUUAACAGAACGAUAUACACGGAAGAAAUACGCAUGUAAAUUGAUAGACUAAAUAGUUAACAACACAAUUCUUGACAUAUUUGCAUAAAAUAGAAAACGAUCUCACGUAGUAUUCCUUUCUCCAUGCCGAUGGAAAACAUCCCACGUACGUAUAAAGAUUGCGAAGAGGCGGGACCAGGAGCUGUGAAAUGAUCCUUGCAACCACAAAUAGGUAAGUACACAUCUGAUGCAACCUGAGAAGCCAACAUUACACAUCUGGAUGCUGUGCUCUGAACCAGAAGCCUCGGGUAUAUAAGUGGAGUCCCGCUUCCCUCGUUCUCUGUUACGACAAAUCUAGCUUGACGUAACAGACCAUCUGAGAGGUUGUAAGGAUAGUGCUGGCUCCAGUGACUUGAAAAAUCCAUCAUGAGGGUUCCAGUACUGCUCGUGUUUGGGCUUAUGUUAGCCAGCGUGGAAGGGAAGGAGAAGAUUGACCAGUGUAAGUCGUGUUCGGUGGUGCGGUGUGCCGGGGGACCAGAGACAAUGAAGUGCACUUAUGGUAUCGUCAAGGACUGGUGUGGCUGCUGCUACACCUGUGGCCUCGGUCCAGGGAGUCCGUGUGGCCGCGAUGUCGGGGUUUGUGGCACUGGCCUGGUGUGCCGUAAUGGUACCUGUGUCCUCAGCCGUAUUAGGCAGGGCUAGUCUGCAGCCACAGUUGGAAACCACUUGCUGAUUGUGGUAGUAGUCGUCAGUCUAACUGAAACCAGCGUCAUCACUCACACCUGCUGAUUAUGGUAACAGACACAAGCCACCUACUUUCUGCAGUCAGUCAUGACCCACACGUUGACUGUAGUAAGAGUUUAGCUUCAGUCAGUCUCACUGGUGACUGUGGCCACCAACCACAACCAGCACCAACUAACCGCCUUCUUGAACAUUGUUUGAGUAGAACACUUAACCUUUGUACUUUCUUAAUGAAAUAAACUUUAAUCUGGAGCUUAAA
Molecule: messenger RNA, 1159 nt
Organism: Cherax quadricarinatus
Lineage: Eukaryota; Metazoa; Arthropoda; Malacostraca; Decapoda; Parastacidae
Source: RefSeq, a predicted model, not a curated record